AUGAAGGACGUGGUGGCCGUGGACCUCUCGCCUUUCCUACGCGAGUACAAGGGCGGCCGGGUCGAUCGCCUCCUGCGCAGCACAUUCGUCCCGGCGUCCGAGGACGCCGGCGCCAACCGCGGCGUCACCACCAGGGACGCCGUCAUCGACGCAGCCACGGGCGUCUCCGCGCGCCUCUUCCUCCCCUCCCGCACCACCACCACCAGCAAUAACCUUCUCCCCGUGGUGAUGUACAUCCAUGGCGGGUCCUUCUGCACGGAGAGCGCCUUCUGCCGCACGUACCACAACUACGCCAGGUCCCUGGCCGCCAACGCCGGGGCGCUCGUGGUGUCCGUGGAGUACCGCCUGGCGCCCGAGCAUCCCAUACCGGCGCCCUACGACGACGCCUGGGCCGCGCUCCAGUGGGUGGCGUCCUUCUCCGACCCCUGGCUAGCCGCCCACGCCGACCCCGCCCGCCUCUUCGUCGCCGGCGACAGCGCCGGUGGCAACAUCGUCUACAACACGGCCGUGCGCGCCGCCGCCUCCAUGACGUCCGUGGUGGACAUCCAAGGCCUGGUCAUCGUGCAGCCCUACUUCUGGGGAACCGAGCGGCUGCCUUCGGAGGAAUUGGCCGAGGACGCCGGGGCCGUGCUGCCGGCGUGCCUCGUGGACCGGGCUUGGCCGUACGUCACGGCGGGCCAGGCCUGCAACGACGACCCCAGGAUCAACCCUAGAGACGAGGACAUCGCGUCGCUGGCAUGCAGCCGCGUGCUGGUAGCCGUGGCCGAGAAGGACAUGCUGCGGGAGCGCGGGUCUCGGCUGGCCGCCCGGUUGCGCGACUGCCGACGCCCGAUCGGGCACGACGACGACAACGACGACGACGACAACUACGACGUGACCCUGGUGGAGUCGGAGGGCGAGGACCACGGCUUCCAUCUCUACAGCCCACUUCGUGCCACGAGCAAGAAGCUCAUGGAAAGCAUAGUGCGAUUCAUUAACCAGCCCUUGCCAUUGCCGGUGCUGCCGGCCGCUUUCCUCCCGGAGCCGCACGAGCUGCGUUUGCUUAUUGGAACAUGCGAGGAAGGUAAGAAGAAGAAUAAGAAGAGCUCUGCUCGGCCUAUUCUGGGCCUGCCUAGUAGGCCAUAUAUGGACGUGUUCGGCUACGGGAUGGCCAUGAAACGCUGGACUGGCCCAAGCUCUUGUUUGAUGCAUCCUACCACUGCUUUAGGGAAAGUUGGACAGGGUAACGCGUCUAGUAAGACAAGGCAUGGGCUGUGUUUGGGCCGAGCGAGACCUGGUCAGACCUACAUGGGCUCCUUCUCAGCAGCAGGCCAUGGGAGUUCUGUUAUCAAGAACUUCUUCUAG
Molecule: messenger RNA, 1344 nt
Organism: Brachypodium distachyon (stiff brome)
Lineage: Eukaryota; Viridiplantae; Streptophyta; Magnoliopsida; Poales; Poaceae
Product: probable carboxylesterase 5
Exons: 1
Coding region: 1-1344 (447 amino acids)
Molecular function (GO): hydrolase activity
Source: RefSeq, a predicted model, not a curated record